Molecule: messenger RNA, 5267 nt
Organism: Diachasmimorpha longicaudata
Lineage: Eukaryota; Metazoa; Arthropoda; Insecta; Hymenoptera; Braconidae
Product: zinc finger protein 184-like
Exons: 3
Coding region: 552-3101 (849 amino acids)
Biological process (GO): regulation of transcription by RNA polymerase II
Cellular component (GO): nucleus
Molecular function (GO): protein binding; RNA polymerase II transcription regulatory region sequence-specific DNA binding; DNA-binding transcription factor activity, RNA polymerase II-specific
Source: RefSeq, a predicted model, not a curated record
GAUCACGGGAUUCUCUCCAACCGGGCCUUAUUAAAGUUUUCAGUUGUUCUAAUCUAAAUGGAGAAUAAACCAAACAAAAGAGCUGAACUACUUUGGGAUCUAGUGGAAGAAUUUGGCCAAAUUUGAUUGCAGUGAUAAUUAAUACUUAUUCAGUGUUCAGUGAAAAAUUCCCUAUGUUCAAUGACAAUAAUUACGAGCUAUUGGCUCUGAAAAAUGCAAAAUUGACGGAAAUUGAGGACUAGGACUAGACAUUAACGCGAUGACCCUCGUCUACUAAUGCAAUAAAAGCAAGAAAACAGACCUAGGGAAAGACUAAUGGCAAUCGGACAAGAAUGUAGUCUGUGAAUCUUUCAUUCAUGUUUAUCGUUUUCUUCGUGUGUGAAUAAUUGUCAUGUAAUUUCAUCGCCUUUCCCUCAAUUUAUUUGGUGCACUCCUAACCUCAACAAUCAUUACGGUCUGAACGUAUUUGUUCAAGUUGAAGAAUUGUUGGUCAACAUAAUUACUGUUGAGGUAGGACGAAUGGUGCAAUUUCUCCGUGGAAGAAGGGAGUGAUGGUGAAUAAAAGUGGAGUUGUGACGAUGAACCACGAGGAGAGCUUAUCAGGUUGCAAUAUUUGCGGAGGGUCCCACGAAACUCAGGAUUGUUUUUACCUACAGGGCUGUCAACAUGUUCCCAACACUCCGAUGUUAUCUAAAGCUCGUCAAACUGUCCCUCCAGAUCUUGAGAUAACAAAAAUGGCCGAUGGCACGACGAGCAUCAUCACAAGACGCGUCUUGCCUCGAGGCACAACCUUCGGUCCAUUCGAGGCGAAACGCAACUGGAUGAUGAAUCCCAUGACAUACUUUCCCAUUCGCAUAUUUGGCUCCUCUCCAUCAGAGACCUAUCACCUGGACUACUCCAGCGAGGAUACCAGCAACUGGAUGUGCUUCAUUGCUCCAGCUAGCAGUGCCACAGAGCAGAAUCUCAUAUGCUAUCAGCUCAAGUCCAAUAUAUUCUACACAGCGAUACGUGAAAUAAUUCCUGGAGAGGAGCUGCGGGUGUGGUAUGCCCCAUUCUACGCUACUAAAAUGCAAAUGCCCCUCUACAACGUCGACAUCAUCUCCUCGGGAUUUCCAGUUCCUGCACAAGACCUGCAGAAGUUCUCCUCCGAUGGCACAACUAAUCACGUCGAGACACUGAACAAAGAGAUGGCUCUGAAACUCGCUGAGCGUCUCCCCGCCCAAGAAUUAGGAGCUAAGGACGAUAAAACGACCUGGAAUUGCAAGAUUUGUGCGGUUGUUGUGCAUUCGGUACCCUCUUACGCAAAACAUCUAAUGGAACAUUAUAAAUCCCUGUUGGGAGCCUUCUGCACCCUCUGCAAUCAAAAAUUCAGCAGGUAUUCUGUUUUCCAGAGACACCGAGCGAGAAAACAUCCGGAGUCGGUGACCGAAUCUUUCGGUAUUUCAACAUCAGACGAUCCUCGACAAGAAAAUGAACAAAUAUCAUCCACCAAUCUUCAUAUGUUGGACACCAACUCCCUGACCGUCAAUGAUCUGCUUCAGAGCAAUAAUUUGAUCGAGACUUCGCCAUUAAAGUCCAUUCUGGAGAAUCAAGGAUGUCUAAGUAUUACUCUGAAUCCCUUGACAGAUUCAAUUCUAGCCGAUAACUUAUCAUCCUCUGACCCCCCCAAAUUCAACGUCGACGACCUGACAUCAGAGUUGUUAAGUAUGACAAAUCAUAGUGACCGUUUAUCCCACCAAAUCAAUAACCUGGAUUGUGAUAUUUGCGGAAAGAAAUUCGAUAAAGCUGAGUACCUUUAUCGUCAUCUUCGGAAACACACCGGAGAGUUUAUUUGUCCAGGUUGUCUAGCUGUUUUCGCCAGAAAAGAGAAUCUGCUAUCCCACGUUUGUUCAUCUUCGACGAAACGUGAUGGUUUUGAAUGUCCCUACUGUCAAAAACAGUUCGCAGUUAAGAAAUAUUUCAAGCGACACAUGAUACAACACUCGGGCAAGAUCUACUGCAAGUGGUGUCGUAAGACAUUUCUAUGCCAGUUGGAGUUGGACAGUCACCAAUGUCCAGCGCCUCGACACGUUUGUCCAGAUUGUGGAAAGCGAUUUUCACAUCGAGCUCAUCUUCUUCGUCAUGGAAAAAUCCAUAACGGUCUGAAGCAAGUGGCUAAGAACAUUAAAGACAAGAAAAAAGGGAUCGAUGAGAAGCCCUUCAUAUGUGAGAAAUGUGGAGAUGCUUUCAAGACUCCUUCCAUCCUGAAGCAACACCUUCGAUCUCAUGGUGAACGACAAUUUGAAUGUGACAUCUGCCAGAGAAGAUUUCACAGACUCGGUGUUUUGAAACAACAUCGAUUCAUUCAUGAACAUGCCCAGAUACCUUGUCACGUUUGUGGGAAAAAGCUCAAAUCGAAGAAAGCACUUGAUGUUCAUGUUCUCCUGCACGGCAACAAGAAAUUCCACUGCGAAAAGUGUGAAAAAAGCUUCUUCCAGCGGUGCAAUUACCUGAAGCACUUCAAGCAAAUGCAUGGAGACAAGGUAAUCCACAAGUGUCCACAUUGUCCUCUUCAGUUCACCAGCAAAGCAAGCUACACUAAACAUGUGGCGAGUCAUUCGAAACCAGCAGAGUACUCCUGUGGAUUAUGUCAGAAGAAUUUUCAUAGACAGUAUCAGUUGAAUCGUCACAUCCAGACGAGUCACAGUGGAAUUGUCUAUCGAUGUCCCUAUUGCCAGAUGACUGUUAGGUACCAACACAGCAUGCGGAGACACUUUCAGAAACAGCAUAAGGAUCUGAGUGAUGAGUGGAAGAGACCUGGUUUUGUUAAGGGGUUAGAAGAGAAAAUUGAUGAAGGUGAGGAUCAGAAGGAGAAGGGGAAUGCUGGAGGAUGCGAUCAGGAGGUUCUACCGAGUGUUCAAAUACGGGAGUGGGAGGAACCGGGAGUUCAGUUGCCGACGGAGGAGGAUAGCAAGAUUGAGGAGGUGCCGCAAUUGCACAUCAAUAAUACUGAUCUUCAGCUGGCGGAGAUGGUGCUCAAUAAUGCGUAUGUCCUUGACGAGGAGGCUCAGAAUAUAAUGUAUUAUAUAUUGGACACUGGGGUUAAUGUCGAUGGAUAUUAGAGGAAAAGAUUCCAGGGUGGGAAAGGCGCUUGAAACUGGAGGUCUGAUUGUCUACUGUCCUGAAGAACUGAGUUGACAUGGACUUAAAGUCCGCAAUAAUAAUUUUUAUAAGGGAAAACAAAUUAAAUUGAAAAGAGCAAGACAAUGAAUGAGAUGAACAAAUGCUGGUAGGCAAUUGCGAGGUAUAACGUACUCUAAAGUGUCAUAAUCAAGAUGCUGAGGAGGCUACUCUUUCUUUUUUGUUAGAGAAAGCGAAUUCUGUGAUUGGAAAGUCAAUUUAAAAUGUAGAUCUGCUCGUAUACUCUCCUGAGGAAGUAAUUUAAAAUAAACUCAUGUUUCGCAUCAAGAAUAGUUAAAAGAGCAAGAGAAUAAAUGACACGAACAAAUGUUCCUAGACAAUUACGAGGUACAGUAGAAUCUAAGGUGUCAUAAUCGUCAUACUGAUGAUCAGGAGGGAACAUUUUUUUAUUAGACGUUAAUGUAUUCAAUUGAUCUCGUGGAUUUUCGAUGCAGUUUGACCAAUGAGGAGAAGGAAAACUCUGUGAGACGAAGGUCAAUAAUCAGUGAACACGUUAUUAAUACUUAUAAUGUCACUUUAUUAUUAAUAGAGUGCGAGUCGUAUAUUUGGGGGGUUAACGGGUAUUGCAAAAAUCGAAAAAACAGCUGGACUCUACACCACGACGUUCUAGACCAGACUAGCCUGAGGAACAACGCUCUCGAGAAUCGAGAGCCACCCGGAGGGGGAGAGGAGAAAAUCAAAUUCGUUUCUAGAGCGUUCCAUGAGUGUCUCGCCUCUGAUUGAUGACUAGAUUGACCGCAGACCUGCGACGAACCACUUCAAUAUUAGAUAACGUGAAUGUAGGGAAAUAGUUUCGAGUGAUUCAUCAAUUUGUUAGUCAAAUGUUUAUUGACAUGAUAAGAACAUUUUUUAAAAAAUGUAUCAACUUUUAAUUUACUGAGCGUGUUGUUAAGCCACGUCAAUGUAGAUGUGAAUCAUCGUGAGUUUGUGGAUUGACACAAUGAAAUAGUUUAUUUACUUCUUCGAUAAAAUCUGCAGGUGGCGAACCCCAUUGAUGUGCUAAUUCGUCGGUCGUCGGUGAUGAGCUUCAACUACAAAUUGAUGGCUACAAAUUUGGAAGGACAUGGAAACGUUCGUUUUCGAAAAACUAUUGACGUAAACAUGUCUGGCCGUUAGCUUCGAAGCCGCUCGAACAACAUAUUUUUCUAUAAAUCGUGAUGCUCUCUUAUUGCCCCACAAGAAAUUUGUACUGACGGAAUUUCACUCUCGUCCUGCGAGAACUGCGUAGCUCAGGCAGAAGGAGUCGUAAAAUACUCUUCUCCCUGGAGGACAUUUCUUCGUCGAAAAGAAAUUCCCUUGCUCUUCACGGACCAGCUCUUCAAAAAGAGGACAUCUAUCAGGAAGGAUUUCUUCAUCAGAAUGAAUGAUGAAUAUGUACCCUCAGGAAGUAUGUCAGAUAAUCGUUCCUGAAGAGAUUAUUACGCAGCUCUUUCAGUAGAUGAGAAACAUCUACGCAAAGUAGAUUUUGAAGUCUUCGAGCAAAUAAUACGGAGGAUCCUGUGAGACCAUGUGAUUCAGAGAAAUUUCAUAUAAUUUUGAAUAUAUUAUGAAAAAUAUUUGGAUGCGGAUUCCAGAGUUACCAGAACUGCACCUUAUCAUAAGACUGAAGCAACUGUGAUACGUUCAGAACUUACAGAAAAUAUUUAGUAAAAAUAAAACUUGAAUUGUAAGCGCAAUUGACUGAUACAGCGCUGGAGGUGUGAAAAUGUUUGUAAUUUAUUGUCAUAUGACCGUCAUUUAAAUUUUAUGCUGACAUAGGUCAUGACAUUGAAUGGAUGAGUCGGAGACGAGCUAUAAGGAUUGUACCCUUUAUAGUAAUAAAAUUCAGAUUACACUCGAAUUAUUAAUUUUGAAACCGAGUUGAAUGUAUUUUUUAAUAUUCCAAUAAUAAGCUGAACUAAUAUUUAAUUUGCAUCGUUUGCUGGGACUCCAGGGGUGGCGGAAAAAAUAUCCUUCGAAGAAAUAGAAGCCCCUCCCCCCAAAUAACACCAAAAUUAUUAAUUUAUAUUUUUAAAAACUGUGAAUGUGGUGAAUAAUUUAAUAAAAAUAAAUUCUUUUUUUUCGGAAAUUUUCAUUUGAAAUGAAAA